CCAAUUUAUUCACGAAAAAGGAAAGCAGCAGAAGAAAAAAGCAAAAUUAGAAAACCAAAGAAAGUGCCUGGGAAAGCCCUACACCUUACACAUUAGCAGCAUUUCUCUACCAACUACACUGAAUAUUCUCUAAUUAGUGGUACCCGCCGGGAAACUUCAUCUUUUCCGGUCACCGGUUUCUGGUGUCGAACGAUGAUGCCAGAGUCAACGGAUGAUUCAGACAAAGCCAACACUAACCGUGAGAGUCAAGUAAAGGAAGACAGCGAGUAUGUGAGGCUUGUUAUAAGAAAUGAAAGAACAUCUGAAGUUGAAACUUCACAAUCCCAAUCACUGUCCAGAAGAGAGUCUAUUAUAUGGUGGAUCAAGGCCAUCAUUGGGUGUAUUUUCACUGUGAUAAUUCUACUAGUUUUCAUAAAGUGGGGAGCGCCCUUUCUUUUUCAGAAGAUUCUAAUUCCAGUCCUACAAUGGGAAGCCACUGCAUUUGGCCGUCCAGUGCUUGCUCUCGUAAUUGUAGCUUCUUUGGCACUGUUCCCGGUAUUCCUAAUUCCUUCUGGACCAUCAAUGUGGCUCGCUGGGAUGAUCUUUGGAUACGGACUUGGAUUUGUUAUUAUAAUGGCUGGAACAACAGUUGGGAUGACCUUGCCAUAUUUUGUUGGUUUGCUUUUCCGAGAUAGAAUUCAUCAAUGGUUAAAGAGAUGGCCUCAGAAGGCAGCCAUGAUUAGACUGGUGGGAGAAGGGAGUUGGUUUCAUCAAUUCCGUGUGGUUGCAGUAUUUAGGAUUUCGCCAUUUCCGUACACAAUCUUCAAUUAUGCAGUGGUAGUGACAAAGAUGAGGUUCUGGCCUUAUUUUUGUGGAUCUAUAGCAGGAAUGAUUCCGGAAUCCUUCAUUUAUAUCUACAGUGGUCGGCUAAUGAGGACGUUUGCGGAUGUGCAAUAUGGGAACCAUCACCUGACUAGAGUUGAGAUUGUCUAUAAUGUUAUUUCAUUCAUUAUAGCAGUCAUCACUAUAGUGGCUUUCACAGUCUAUGCCAAGAGGACACUGAGUCAACUUGAAAGCGAAGAAGAAAACAAUGGUGAAGGCUCUGCCUCUAACCGUGGGAGGUUAGAAAUGGAACCUCUCCCAAUGGAAAACUCCAAGCACCCUAGUUUUUGCUCAACUUUGUAGUAAGAGGAAUGUUGACCCUCGACUCUGUCUAGGGAACUAGUGUAAAUAAUUUGAGCUAGAGGGGCGUGUUUUAAAUAUCCCUCCAUAUUUGUAUCUAGAAAUCGAAAGAUGCUUAUCGAGAAAAAAAAAAAAUGGUGUUAUGUAACUAGAGCUGAUGCCUGACUAAUUGAUCCUGGAAAAUGAACACAACAUUUGAUUGUGGAGCAUGAACAUCUCUCCCUCUCUCUCAGCGCAAAGACAACCCGUUUACUCUUAAAAGAAUAAAUAAAUGUUCAUUCUUAUUAUGUUCA
This is a messenger RNA of Nicotiana attenuata, 1454 nucleotides long. RefSeq names its product TVP38/TMEM64 family membrane protein slr0305-like. The transcript is spliced from 5 exons. NCBI's taxonomy places the organism in Eukaryota, Viridiplantae, Streptophyta, Magnoliopsida, Solanales, Solanaceae. Bases 193 to 1164 code for a protein of 323 amino acids. The record is from RefSeq and is a predicted model, not a curated record.